AUGGCCAACAAGUCCAAGUUUAUUGACUACAUCGAUGAAGCUCUGGAAAAAUCCAAAGAAACUGCACUUUCUCGCUUGUUUUUCACCUAUCAGGGGAUUCCUUACCCGAUCACCAUGUGCACCUCAGAAACUUUCCAAGCCUUGGACACCUUUGAAGCCAGAAGCGAUGACAUAGUGCUAGCAUCUUAUCCCAAGUGUGGUUCCAAUUGGAUCCUCCACAUCAUUAGUGAAUCAAUAUUUGCUGAUUCUAAAAAAAAGUAUGAAUAUCCAGAAUUCCCAGUUCUUGAAUGUGGGGACCCAGAAAAAUAUCAGAGAAUGAAACUGCUUCCAUCACCAAGGAUUUUGGCAACUCACCUCCAUUAUGAUAAAUUACCUGGCUCCAUCUUCAAGAAUAAAGCCAAGAUAUUGGUGAUAUUUCGAAAUCCUAAAGAUACGGCAGUAUCUUUUUUCCAUUUCCACAAUGAUGUCCCUGAUAUUCCAAGCUAUAGCUCUUGGGAUGAAUUCUUCAGACAAUUCAUGAAAGGACAAGUUUCCUGGGGAAGCUAUUUUGAUUUUGCAAUUAAUUGGAACAAACAUCUGGAUGAUGAAAACGUUAAAUUCAUAUUAUAUGAAGACCUGAAAGAGAAUCUGGCCGCUGGAAUAAAACAAAUUACUGAGUUCUUUGGAUUCUCUCUAACUGGGGAGCAGAUUCAAACGAUCUCAGCCCAGAGCACCUUCCAGGCAAUGAGAGCAAAGUCCCGGGAAACACACGGGGCGGUGGGCCCGUUCCUCUUCCGCAAAGGUGAAGUUGGUGAUUGGAAAAAUCUGUUCACUGAAACUCAGAACCAGGAAAUGGAUGAAAAAUUCAAAGAGCGCUUAGCAGGCACUUCCCUAGGAGCAAAGCUGAAGUAUGAAUCAUAUUGCCAGGCUUGA
Molecule: messenger RNA, 912 nt
Organism: Equus quagga
Lineage: Eukaryota; Metazoa; Chordata; Mammalia; Perissodactyla; Equidae
Gene: SULT6B1
Product: sulfotransferase family 6B member 1
Exons: 7
Coding region: 1-912 (303 amino acids)
Biological process (GO): sulfation
Cellular component (GO): cytoplasm
Molecular function (GO): sulfotransferase activity
Source: RefSeq, a predicted model, not a curated record